This is a messenger RNA of Chara braunii, 668 nucleotides long. NCBI's taxonomy places the organism in Eukaryota, Viridiplantae, Streptophyta, Charophyceae, Charales, Characeae. The record is from the annotation of a GenBank genome assembly.
CGGGUUUUACGAGGUUAGUACGGAAGUGCUGCCGAAAUUAUGCGGCGGCAACGCGGGUUUUACGGGGGUAGUACGAAAAUGCUGCUGAAAUUCUGCGGCGGCGACGAGGGGUUUUCGGCGGUGGUACGGAAGUGCUGCCGAAAUUCUGCGGCGGCAACAAAGGUCUUACGGCGGUGGUGCGGAAGCGCUGUUGAAACUCUGCAGCGACGACGCAGGUCUUACGGCGGUGGUGCGGAAGCGCUGUCGAAUUUCUGCGGCAGCGGCACUGAUUUUAACGACGGCGGUGCGAAAGCGCUGUCGAAACUCUGUGGCGGCGGCACUAAGUUUAACGGCAGUGGUGCGGAAGCGUUGUUGAAACUUUGCGGCGGCGGCACUAAGUUUGACGGCGGUGGUGGGGAAGCGCUGUCGAAUUUCUGCGGCGGCGACACUGAGUUUAACGGCGGUGGUGCGAAAGCACUGUCGAAACUCUGCGGCGGCAACACUAAGUUUAAUGGCGGUGGUGCGGAAGAGCUAUCGAAUUUCUGCGGCGACGACGCUGGGUUUGUCAGCGGUGGUAUGGAAGUGCUGCAAAAAAUUUUCAACGACAGCACAUGAUUUACGUUAGUGUCGAUGGUAUUUUUGGGUUGAGCAACAACUAGGCAUUGGCGCAAUGAAGGUGCCGCUAGAGU